Pecten maximus is the source of this 3876-nucleotide messenger RNA. RefSeq names its product mucin-3B-like. Lineage: Eukaryota; Metazoa; Mollusca; Bivalvia; Pectinida; Pectinidae. The transcript has 3 exons. The coding region runs from base 1 to 3876 and encodes 1291 amino acids. The record is from RefSeq and is a predicted model, not a curated record.
AUGCAGACGCCUGCGAUUGAAAGUGCAGGAAAUGAGAAAGAAGAAGAAGAAAGUUAUUUAGGAAUGAGAGAAAGACUCCAAACAUUUAAUCGCCUCUUACGGUCAUGCGGUAAUGGCGGUAGCAAGUACAGUUCCUACGCCCUACCUGCAUGCCGGGAAAAUGUCCCUGUGAGAGCCUAUUCUCAGGUCCCUGUGGGAGACAGUUCUAAGGUCCCUGUGGGAGCCAAUUAUCAGAUCCCUGUGGGAGCCAAUUCUCAGGUCCCUGUGGGAGCCAAUUCUCAGGUCCCUGUGGUAGCCAAUUCUCAGAUCCCUGUGGUAGCCAAUUCUCAGAUCCCUGUGGGAGCCAAUUCUCUUGUCCCUGUGGCAGCCAAUUCUCAGAUCCCUGUGGUAGCCAAUUCUCAGAUCCCUGUGGUAGCCAAUUCUCAGGUCCCUGUGGGAGCCAAUUCUCAGAUCCCUGUGGCAGCCAAUUCUCAGAUCCCUGUGGGAGCCAAUUCUCAGGUCCCUGUGGUAGCCAAUUCUCAGAUCCCUGUGGUAGCCAACUCUCAGAUCCCUGUGGCAGCCAAUUCUCAGAUCCCUGUGGUAGCCUGUUCCCAGGUCCCUGUGGGAGUCAAUUCUCAGAUCCCUGUGGUAGCCAAUUUACUUGGUCAGCAAGCCGUCAUUAGGGAACGUUCACCCUUCUCUCCAUUCACCCUCCUCUCCGUUCACCCUUUUCUCCAUUCACCCUUCUCUCUGUUCAUCCUUCUCUCCGUUCACCCUUCUCUCCGUUCACCCUUCUCUCCAUUCACCCUCCUCUCCGUUCACCCUUUUCUCCAUUCACCCUUCUCUCAGUUCACCAUUCUCUCCAUUCACCUCCUCUCCGUUCACCCUUCUCUCCGUUCACCAUUCUCUCCAUUCACCCUUCUCUCUGUUCAUCCUUCUCUCAGUUCACCCUUCUCUCCGUUCACCCUUCUCUCCGUUCACCCUUCUCUCAGUUCACCAUUCUCUCCAUUCACCCUUCUCUCCGUUCACCCUUCUCUCUCCGUUCACCAUUCUCUCCGUUCACCCUUCUCUCUGUUCAUCCUUCUCUCAGUUCACCCUUCUCUCCAUUCACUCUUCCCUCAGUUCACCCUUCUCUCCAUUCACCCUCCUCUCCAUUCACCCUUCCCUCAGUUCACCCUUCUCUCCGUUCACCCUUCUCUCCGUUCACCCUUCUCUCAGUUCACCAUUCUCUCCAUUCACCCUUCUCUCCGUUCACCCUUCUCUCCGUUCACCAUUCUCUCCGUUCACCCUUCUCUCCGUUCAUCCUUCUCUCAGUUCACCCUUCUCUCCGUUCACCCUUCUCUCAGUUCACCAUUCUCUCCGUUCACCCUUCUCUCCGUUCACCCUUCUCUCCGUUCACCCUUCUCUCCGUUCACCCUUCUCUCCGUUCACCCUUCUCUCUGUUCAUCCUUCUCUCAGUUCACCCUUCUCUCCAUUCACUCUUCCCUCAGUUCACCCUUCUCUCCAUUCACCCUCCUCUCCAUUCACCCUUCCCUCAGUUCACCCUUCUCUCCGUUCACCCUUCUCUCCGUUCACCCUUCUCUCCGUUCACCCUUCUCUCAGUUCACCCCUCUCUCCGCUCACCCUCCUCUCCGUUCACCCUUCCCUCUGUUCACCCUUCUCUCAGUUCACCCUUCUCUCCGUUCACCCUUCUCUCCGUUCACCCUUCUCUCAGUUCACCCUUCUCUACGUUCACCCUUCUCUCCGUUCACCCUUCCCUCAGUUCACCCUUCUCUCAGUUCACCCUUCUCUCAGUUCACCCUUCACUCCGUUCAUCCUUCCCUCAGUUCAUCCUUCCCUCAGUUCACCAUUAUCUCUGUUCACCAUUCUCUCUGUUCACCCUUCUCUCCGUUCACCCUUCACUCCGUUCAUCCUUCCCUCAGUUCAUCCUUCCCUCAGUUCACCAUUAUCUCCGUUCACCCUUUUCGCUGUCCACCCUUCUCUCCAUUCACCCUUCUCUCCGUUCACCAUUCUCUCUGUUCAUCCUUCUCUCCAUUCAUUCCUCUCUCUGUUCACCCUUCUCUCAGUUCACCCUUCUCUCCGUUCACCCUUCUCUCCAUUCACCCUUCUCUCCGUUCACCCUUCUCUCCAUUCAUUCCUCUCUCUGUUCACUCUUCUCUCCAUUCACCCUUCUCUCCGUUCACCCUUUUCUCCAUUCACCCUUCUCUCAGUUCACCAUUCUCUCCAUUCACCCUUCUCUCCGUUCACCCUUCUCUCCGUUCACCAUUCUCUCUGUUCACCCUUCUCUCUGUUCAUCCUUCUCUCAGUUCACCCUUCUCUCCGUUCACCCUUCUCUCCGUUCACCCUUCUCUCAGUUCACCAUUCUCUCCAUUCACCCUUCUCUCUGUUCACCCUUCUCUCCGUUCACCCUUCUCUCCGUUCAUCCUUCUCUCAGUUCACCCUUCUCUCCAUUCACUCUUCCCUCAGUUCACCCUUCUCUCCAUUCACCCUCCUCUCCAUUCACCCUUCCCUCAGUUCACCCUUCUCUCCGUUCACCCUUCUCUCCGUUCACCCUUCUCUCAGUUCACCAUUCUCUCCAUUCACCCUUCUCUCCGUUCACCCUUCUCUCCGUUCACCAUUCUCUCCGUUCACCCUUCUCUCCGUUCAUCCUUCUCUCUGUUCAUCCUUCUCUCAGUUCACCCUUCUCUCCGUUCACCCUUCUCUCCGUUCACCCUUCUCUCAGUUCACCAUUCUCUCCAUUCACCCUUCUCUCCGUUCACCCUUCUCUCCGUUCACCAUUCUCUCCGUUCACCCUUCUCUCUGUUCAUCCUUCUCUCAUUUCACCCUUCUCUCCAUUCACUCUUCCCUCAGUUCACCCUUCUCUCCAUUCACCCUCCUCUCCAUUCACCCUUCCCUCAGUUCACCCUUCUCUCCGUUCACCCUUCUCUCCGUUCACCCUUCUCUCAGUUCACCCCUCUCUCCGCUCACCCUCCUCUCCGUUCACCCUUCCCUCAGUUCACCCUUCUCUCAGUUCACCCUUCUCUCCGUUCACCCUUCUCUCCGUUCACCCUUCUCUCCGUUCACCCUUCUCUCAGUUCACCCUUCUCUCCGUUCACCCUUCUCUCCGUUCACUCUUCCCUCAGUUCACCCUUCUCUCAGUUCACCCUUCUCUCCGUUCACCCUUCACUCCGUUCAUCCUUCCCUCAGUUCAUCCUUCCCUCAGUUCACCAUUAUCUCUGUUCACCAUUCUCUCUGUUCACCCUUCUCUCCGUUCACCCUUCACUCCGUUCAUCCUUCCCUCAGUUCAUCCUUCCCUCAGUUCACCAUUAUCUCCGUUCACCCUUUUCGCUGUCCACCCUUCUCUCCAUUCACCCUUCUCUCCGUUCACCAUUCUCUCUGUUCAUCCUUCUCUCCAUUCAUUCCUCUCUCUGUUCACCCUUCUCUCAGUUCACCCUUCUCUCCGUUCACCCUUCUCUCCAUUCACCCUUCUCUCCGUUCACCCUUCUCUCCAUUCAUUCCUCUCUCUGUUCACUCUUCUCUCCAUUCACCCUUCUCUCCAUUCACCCUUCUCUCCGUUCACCCUUCUCUCCAUUCACCCUUCUCUCCGUUCACCAUUCUCUCCGUUCACCCUUCUCUCUGUUCACCCUUCUCUCAGUUCACCCUUCUCUCCGCUCACCCUCCUCUCCGUUCGCCCUUCUCUCUGUUCAACCUUCUCUAUGUCACUCUUCUCUCUGUUCACCCCUCUCUCUGUUCACCAUUCUCUCCAUUCAGCCAUCCCUCUGUUCACCCUUCUCUCCAUUCACCCUUCUCUCCGCUCACCCUCCUCUCCGUUCGCCCUUCUCUCUGUUCACCCUUCUCUCUGUUCACCCUCCUCUCUGUUCACCAUUCUCUCAUUUCACCCUUCUCUCCUUAAAAUAA